AUGGAUCGCCUGCCAACGGAAGUCAUCCAGGUCAUCCUCCAUGGAAUUCCCAACAUACGGGACAGACUGAAUCUAGUCCAGAUAUCUCGGCGGUGGCGUGCCUCAUGUUUGGCGAUAGCUUUCUGCUCGACCCACCUCCAAUGGUCACAGGUUCGGUGCCUGGUUGAGGCGGCAUUGGCCAAUCCAGUGAUCAGAUACUCCAUCCGCGAGAUAUCCGUGGAAAAGGUCGCAAAGAAAGUUGCACCGGAAAGACUAAGCUCAGCAGUUCAGGAUCUGAUAGACCUUAUCAGCGACUCUCCCGUGGAAUGGGACGCAUGGCGAAAACAACUAUCAAAGAACCAGGAUGAAGCGUGGAUUGCUCUUUUACUGGCUGUUCUCCCUAAUCUUGCCGCUCUUUCAGCCCACUAUAAUCACCCUGAAGGCUGGAUCACCCGGAUUGUUUCGAAAGCCGCGUGGAAGCAAUCACCUUUCCAUCCCAACAGUCUCUCAGCCUUGCAGCGCUUAGAGACACUCGAUCUGACCUGGUCCGGUCUAUCCACCGUUUUGAGCCACUACGAAUACCUUCCCUUUUUCCACUUGCCUUCCCUUCGCACCUUGCGACUCGGACCUGUCCAGGAGCUCCACUCAGCCUACAGCCCUGCAGACCAUCCAGCCUUCCUACCAGUCCCAGCCAUGUCGCCGGUCGAAAGCCUAGUCCUAGACUUCUUUUGCAGCGGAAGACAUGGGAUGGCCGAUUUCAUUGCCUCUUGCGCCAACCUAAAGCGCUUUGUCUACCAACAUACGAACGACAUUAUCUGGGUUUCGCGCCAAGACGAGGAAGACUCCGUAGGUAUAGACGCUAGCUUUCGGCCUUGGUGCUUCCACGAGGCGCUUCAAACCCAGAAGCAGAGCCUAGAGGUUCUCCACCUGAAUGACCUCGGGGAUGGUUCCAUGCCUCGACCAAACCCUCCUUACAGGGGAGAUGUCGACCCCAUCUCCCAUGACCGAUGGUUCGGGUCGCUGGUGGAUUUCCCCAGGCUGAGGGAUCUACGGAUGCGCGCCAGCAACCUUCUCAAUUUUCAUCCCCAAGAGACAGAGGAAGUGGUCUUGCUAAGAGAUAUUCUGCCCAGAAGCUUGACAUUCUUACAUAUAGCAGACUGUAACGAAGUCUACUGUGCCAGACUGGUCGCCAACCUCGAGGAUCUUCUUGCUCAACACGACGAACGGCUUCCCAAUCUACAGUCCUUACUCAUCUCGCCUGAGCGGGAGACACCACACGGAACCAGCAUUCGCGUCAAGGACUCUUUCAGAAAGCAAUGGACGACCCUUCAGAUGAUGUGUGACAGGGUUGGAGUUCAGUUCUCUCUUGGGGGAGGGGAAAAGAUGGAAACAAAGCUGAACCAUUGGUCUCCGGGAAAGGUUGUAGACGAGACAUUGUUUGGUUAAUCUGUUAAUUGCAUUCUCCACUCUUAAAGCAAAAG
Aspergillus alliaceus is the source of this 1460-nucleotide messenger RNA. RefSeq lists its product as uncharacterized. The record is from RefSeq and is a predicted model, not a curated record. Bases 1 to 1425 code for a protein of 474 amino acids. The transcript has a single exon. Lineage: Eukaryota; Fungi; Ascomycota; Eurotiomycetes; Eurotiales; Aspergillaceae.